Messenger RNA from Gryllus bimaculatus (two-spotted cricket), 353 nucleotides. The record is from the annotation of a GenBank genome assembly. Lineage: Eukaryota; Metazoa; Arthropoda; Insecta; Orthoptera; Gryllidae.
CGGGGCGAGCCCCCUUCGCCGCCUGCGCCGCCUCCGCCGCAGCCGUCGCCAGAGCUUCGGCUACCGCCCGGGGCUCAGCACGGUCGCGUUGGAGAGCAGCGCGCCCCACGCAGUCGGCCGCUCCGCCGCCGCCGCCGCCGCCGCCGCCGCCAUCGCCGCCGACGCAGCCUCCGCCGACGCGCAGCCGCUAUGGCAACCAUGACGCCCAGCACGAGGCGCUGCUCCACGCCGUCGCUGUCUGUCGUCGCCGUGUUCCUGAUGCUCGUUGCUCCACCUGACGUAUAUUACAGUCUUUGCUGUCUAUCGUCGCUGUGUUCUUGAUUCUUGUUAUUCCACCUGAUAAGUGGGAUUGA